This is a messenger RNA of Polypterus senegalus (gray bichir), 3739 nucleotides long. Its product is annotated as hematopoietic progenitor cell antigen CD34-like. Lineage: Eukaryota; Metazoa; Chordata; Cladistia; Polypteriformes; Polypteridae. The coding region runs from base 148 to 1209 and encodes 353 amino acids. The record is from RefSeq and is a predicted model, not a curated record. Gene Ontology annotation, cellular component: membrane. Gene Ontology annotation, biological process: cell adhesion. The transcript is spliced from 8 exons.
UAAGAGUGAGUCUGUAUAAAACUGUAACAGAGCGCUGGGAGCAGUCAGGCAGCGAGUCCAUCAUCCAGUACGUCUGGCUCCAGACGCCGGCAAGCAGCACAGUCACAGAGGACAAAGAGAAACUUCAGCCCUUAAGCACAGGGGAGAAUGAAUGCAAUCAGGGGAAUGCGGUCAUGUAUUCUGGUAUCGUUAGCUCUACUUUUAGUAGAUCAUGUGUUUUCUUCAGAUAACAUCCAAACCACUGUUAUCCCUCCAGCUUCUGCAGAAAAUUCAAUUAGCCCAUCUAGUGCGCUAGUCAUCACAACCCUGAAGGAAAAAAGUCCAGCAUCUACCACAGAAACAACAACAGUUCCGGCUAAAUCAGAAAGCAUGGUUAGCAAAACUGGGUCCACAGAAAUGCAUGAAAAAACAGCCAGCUCAUCAGUUACUACAAUGGGAACAGAAGAACAUACCACAAGUUUAUCCAAUAAAGUCACCACUGGAAUGACCACAAUCGUCAUGACCAGCACACCCACUGAGUCAUCAACCGUUAGCACAAGUGAAACGAUAAUGACAAGUGAAUUAACAACCAGCACUGAACAAAGUACACUGGAAGAAGAGGACUUCAUUACGUGCACAGAAGAUGCCAUGCCCUUGAAGGAUGCUGUGAUGCUAAAGUUAAAGAGUGCUUCAAACUGUAAAACCAUAAAAAACCUCCUGGCUGAAGCUACAGAUAUUAAAUCCAGACUUUGUCAAAGUGAAAAAACUGAGGACUGUUCAAUGACCAUUUAUGUGAAAUCCAAGGAUGUGAUCAUCAGCCCCAACGCUGAAGGAGACAUUAAAGCCAUGACUGCAUUAUUUCAGGAGAACGAAGUAAAAGAAACGAUGAAGAUUGAGAAUGCAGCACUUCGCUGGGGAAAGAGGCCUCCCAACGUGCUUAUCCCCUUGAUCAUGGCUGGCCUUUUAUUGGCAGUCCUUCUCAUUGCUGGCUACUGCUUCAAGAACCGACGACAGUGGAGUCCUAAAGGCGAGAGGCUGGUUUUCCACCCCGAUGAUCCAGAUCAAAUGGAAGAAGGUCAGGUGAGCACCUUGGCCUCCACUGCCCAGCUGACUCCUCAGGAGAAGCCUGAAGUGAAAAGCAAUUUACCAGAGAGUGACAAGAGCCAGCCCCCUGCUGCCAGCAACGGCCACUCGGCCAAACAGGCCCCGGUGGCAGAUACCGAGUUGUAAAGCUGGGUGGAAGUUAGGGUGGGGCAGAAUGGAAGCAUGUGACAUCAGAGGAUGAUCACUGGUCAGCUCAUCCUUGCCACCACUUGCAUGCACCCGAGCCACAAGGAUCGCCUGCGUUAGCCCUCAUUCUUCCAUUUAAUCAUGCCGGGAAGAGGAAUGGCUAACUUUGAGAGGACAGACUUUAUUGCUAAGACCCAACUGUUGAACUUCUAAUUGUCCAAUGACCAAGAAACCAACAAUAAUAGUCAAAAUUAUGAAUUUUCUAGAUGGAAAAGAGUAAGAAAAGGAAAAAAAAAAAACUCAAAACCCCUGACUUUGUACCACCACGACAUAUGCUGAAACAAAUAUACAUCUGGCUAAUAAGAAAGUCCAUCCCUUUUUCCCAAUUAAUGGUGCAAGGAAUUGUUUCACCUGAUUUAUAGAUGGCCUGUCUGAUUUUAAAUGAAUAAUCUAGCCAACUGAAUAAGUAGGAAACCCGACCUCCCUGACACCUCAAUGUACCCCUCUGCUGUUUUAACAUCCUCAUUUACUGUAGGCUUUACCCGCUUUGUGUCUACACAUUGUUCCUGCCAUAAAAACAUCACUGGCACUCUGGCACACUGUUCCAUGUUAGUAAUGCUACUUGAGCAUCAAACGUCCCCAAUAUCUAGGGUUAGGUUUGGGGGAGUUGCCGCUCAUUUCAGUCUGGCUGUAUUUCAUGUAAUGGGGGCAGUGAGUUCAUAUACUUCAAGCUCAUACUUAUCGCAAGAUUAAGGCUGGUAACUGGCACAAUGAAGCAAGCUGUUGUUAAUAAUUGUAUCUCCUUGGGCAUAAUGGACACCAGGACAUUACUUUUGCUCUUGCUCAUUCUCCACAUUAACAGGGAUAGAGUAAGACAUAAUUACAGUAAUAACAACUCACUUCUCAUAAUUAUAUUAAACUGGGGAAGGAACUGGCAAAAUAGUAGACUCCAAGCCCAUGACUCAAUUGCAUGGCUGGUGAAUCCAGAUCUCACAACAAACAACUUGUAUGGAAGCAAGUGCAGGAGUCCAUUUCACUGGAGAUGCCAAGGAUACAAUAGGUGUCACCAUGUGUCCACCAGACACUCAGAUGUUUAGAGCAAGGAGACCUCAUUUUCCAGUUCACAUUUCAUUUUAUUAGGGCUAUAAAUGUCAGAACAGUACAUAUCAUGCCAACCUACUACUUGCAUGAAAGCAAGCGUAGGAACACAUUUUCAGGUCUAUUUCACUGGAGAUGGAACAAUAGAUGUUGCCAUAUGUCCACCAGACACUCAGAUGGUUUGAGGUAGGAGUUCUCAUUUUUCAUUUCACUUUUCAUUUUAUUAGGGAUGAAAGUUACAGAACAGGAUAUGUUGUGUCCACCAGUAUCUACUAUGACGUGCCUUGCUUUUCCAAUUCAUUAUCCACUUCACCAUGGACUGAAGUGCAAAGUUCCCAGGUCAUUUGUGUAAAAGGGCAGUGAGAUCUUGCUUUUCCAAGUUAUCCUCCUUCAAUGGGAAUGAAGAAAGCAGAACAGGGUACACCGUGUCCAUCCAAUAUUGAUAAAAUUGUUGAUGUUGGAACUAAUUUUCUCAUUUUUCUGCUACAGUCUUCAGAGGGUUAUGGGCAUUACAAAGAGUGUGGCAGGAGGCAAAAUGAAAAUCCUAACUUUGGCCCAGAGAGCUAUAGAGAGUCAUCUAUAUUGUGCUACAUCUGUAUAUCUAAUCCCAGUCUUUAGAUGUAAAAACAAAAUUUGUGAUGUGCAUUUAAUGAAUACGCUAGCAGUAAACCACAAGAAGAGGACAGCUGGGAAAAUAUGGUGGCCCGAAAACAACAUACUGUACUUUCAAUUUUUGUAAUAUCGAACAUUCCAAAAAUCAGGUUUGAUCUCUUUUCUUGCUAUCAAAAAGUUGAUCUUUAGUCAUUAAUAGUGAAGGUCUGCGGCAAUUUAGUUUUGUGUAAAUAUUGUUUUUCUGACAUGUUGUUUGUGUACAAGCUGUUGAAUACUAGUUUCCCCCUCACAGAGGCUCUGCCUGACUGUUUCUAACUGUUAGACGUGAUGCCUACUCCAGUCUCAGUGAUAUUUCACCCUGAAGCCCAGAUAAUGUUAUCCUCCUCAAGACUGCCCGAAGACUUUCUCUAAGAACAGCUGAAACAGUGAAUGCUAUCCAGGAAACAAAAUUUAUGAGCUGCGCAUUUUUCUUUUCUUCUCAUGAGGAUGCCCAUAUCCCCAAAAAUUUCAUAGUGGGUAAUAUGAUUCCUCAGAGAACAGUUGUGCAUACAUGCCAGUGUGAGCACAUGCUAGGCGCCACCUUUUUUUAACAGGGCUUUUCCAGAGGGUGACAGCUGAAGUCUGGGAUGCAUAGCACUGAUGUUCUGGCCUUCUCUAUGCGCCAUGACAGAUCUACCUAGCGUCCAGCCCCCUAACUACUUUAGUGUGACUGACAAAGGGGAAAGUGCCCUGCACCAGGAUUUGAAGGGAUCUCAUUUUGUAUUUAAAAGUUUAAUAUGUACCACAAAAGACCCAUCAAAUAAAAAAAAGAAAAAACUGA